CCCAGUCGGCAGCAGCGCCCAGCAUGAGGGGCUUCGUUCUCUUACUGGCUCUUCUCAUACCAGGAGAUGUGGCGCGAGCGACCGCCGAGCCGGAGGUGCUGACGUGCUUCCACUGCGGCGACGAGGCGCAGGACGGGGAGCCGCCUUGCAACACGCAGCCGCCUCAGGUGGCCAUCUGCCCUGAGGCCAACUACUGCCUCAAGAUACUCUUCCAAAACGGGUCCGUCCAGCGCGGCUGCGCGCCACGGGCGACGGCGUGGGGGCGUCGCGUGCGGGUCGGCUGCGUGGAGCCCGUGCGCGAUGAUACCAGCGUGCUGCGAUACUGCGCCUGCGACACGCACCUCUGCAACGGAGCGCCGCCACAGCCGACCGACAACUUGCUGCUGCUGGUUUUGUUAUUCUGGGCCUGUCUGCUGUUCUUCACGGGCGGACAAUAACCAGCCGCGUGCAGUACCCUCCGUGUCUAAUUACUGUGUAGCGGUUAACACCUCUGCUUGCAAACUUGACUCCAAGAUUUCGAAGCCCAUAAGGUAACUGAAAACCAGACUUUACCUACUGAAGUGCCAACGGCGCCGUCGUCUAAUAACAACUUUCUACAAGUACUGGGUGGCUCAGUGCUUAUGUCAUAACCAGAAAUUUUUCUACAUAAAUGACAACUUUCAGGGUAGGUGGUGUUAGGAGUAUGAAAAUUUUCCGCGCUAAUACGCAAUUGUUGCGUGAAUUACCUUAGAAAUCUGAACAUUUGAGCCCGUCCACGGAAGGUCGACCGAUGAACAUUUAGCUCUAUACUGACUGAAAUGGCUUUUCGCUGCAGCGUACGUCUACAUGGAAACGUGACUUCGUGCCAAGCUCCUUAAGUUGUCAGCAUCACAGCCCCGCUGGACUCUGCCGCAGGUUUACAGUGCGCCAGUAUAUUAUCCCCCGCCUGGUACAACAGUGUUCAUGUGGUUAUGUUGGAUUCCCACUGAGGGGAUCGGAUUUAUAUCAGGAGAACUUCGGACAACACAACACCACGGUCUUCUAACAUAUCGAAAUUGCUCGUAUUAUAAACAACAUUAGACACAGCUAAGACGAACUCUGUUUUUUCUAAAUACGAAAGCCUCACAAACGCCCUAAUCGUUUUAGAUCAACAUUCUCUCUCUCUCUCUCUUUUUCUCUUUUUUUACACACACACACACACACACACACACACACACACACACACACACACACACACACACACACACACACAGAUGAAA
Schistocerca serialis cubense is the source of this 1238-nucleotide messenger RNA. RefSeq lists its product as uncharacterized. Gene Ontology annotation, biological process: sleep; positive regulation of voltage-gated potassium channel activity; regulation of synaptic transmission, cholinergic. The record is from RefSeq and is a predicted model, not a curated record. Lineage: Eukaryota; Metazoa; Arthropoda; Insecta; Orthoptera; Acrididae. Bases 24 to 437 code for a protein of 137 amino acids. The transcript is spliced from 3 exons.